AUGACUAUUUCACAAUGGACUACCGUGACCUUCGCGGCCGUGAUACUGCUAGCUACAGCCGCACCGUUACAUUCAGCAGAUUCGGUCGGAGGCGGCGACUACGAUAGAUGCUCCUGGUUCUACCUGGCCAACAUCGACAUGAAGGAGGCCAGAUGCGAGCCUGCAAGUGGUGGAGUCGUUCCUCGGGGCGCAUACGUUGCUGGACCUAUCUUCGGUGAUUUCGAACGAGCGGAAGAGGACAUCUUCAUCAAAUCCUAUGACUCGAAGCAGACGAACACAGACUACGAGCGUAGCAGCAGCGAAACCAACACUCAGUUGAAGAAUCGACACCAUCCACAUCGCGACGACCGCAAAUUCCUGAUGUUGAUAGACAACAACGGGUGCGAAAUCUUCAAAGCAUGUGGUCCCACCUGUGUUGAUGUCGAAUGGGCCGACGUGCCAGCGAGAAAGAGAAUUGAAGGCUUUGGACGGAAGAGCAAAGACAGAAAGCCACUGUCAAAUGACUUCAUUCCGAAAGACCUUCUCAACGGCCAAGAUUUGAUCAAGAGGAGAGAGCCUCAUCGUGGUCGGCAGCUCGAAGUCACAUCUCCCAACAUCACUACACCUCAUACUCCGUGGACGAAAGACACAGUUUCUUACAUGGCUGUGAUGGAUACGCCGCACGACUUCGACUUUCAGAAGUGCGUCAGUCAUGUGCAGCAAAAAGGAAACAGCUGGACAGAGGAGGAACACUGUCACCGCAUUGAUUGGAGUCAGAUUCCAGUAGGCCAACUCAUUGCUGGAUUCGGCCAAAAGAAGAACAGCUCACGGCCGGCAGACAUGGUCGCUGAUACACGUUCAAUAAGGCAGGCAAGAGGUACCCCCGUCGACUGCACCCACGAAAGACUUGAGCGUCACGAUGCUUCGGCCAGCCAUUCGGGAAGCAGGACGUCAAUUUACAAAGCGGUCCAGUUCAACAUCGAUCGACGAGCAUCCAAGAACAUCUCCACCGCCAACAGCCGAGUCAAGCGAAUGGAAUACGACUUCAGCGCCAGUCGCAUCGUCACAUUCCUCUUCGAAGAAGAACUCGUGGGCGAUCCGAGGACAUACACAGCCUACAAAGAUCCAGACUUCGGGGGCGUCGUCUUCACGACCUGUACCUACGGCCAACCCUGGAACAGACUCGGAGACCCGGACUACACUGGAGAUGAAGCCACUAUGUCGUGCACCCAGAUGCCGGACAAGUACUCGAUAUACCUUGUGCUUGGCUAUCUCAUCUCGUUCGCCCAGGGCUCGAUGCUGGAGCAAGCUGCGCUGUCGGUGUUGAUUUUGAGGACUGGGGGUAUCGCCAUGUUUAUUGCGUUGCUUGUCUUAUUUGGCAUACUCUUUAUUGUAUGGGCGGUGUGGUAUGUUCUUCAUAUGCUUGGGAUUCUCAAGAUUCGGUCUUUGUUGGGGAUUCGGCAUGGCGACGGUGAGCGCACCAUGAUGGAAUAUUUGCAAACAUACCGGUUCGUAGUGAUGAGAAUGAAGCGUGCAACCAAAUGCUUACUACAAACUUGCACAAUUCCACUCAAUCCUUACAAGAUUACAUGUGAUGCAAACAUUGAAGUCAAAAUGAUCGAAUUUCGCGACCUCGACACUCAGUUCGAGUCCCGCCCUCCACCGCACCAAAAAAGAAUUACAAAAAACCGCACAUCCACCCUCAUCGAUAGCCAAAGCGCCAAAAAGGUUCAAUAG
Zasmidium cellare ATCC 36951 is the source of this 1716-nucleotide messenger RNA. RefSeq lists its product as uncharacterized. Bases 1 to 1716 code for a protein of 571 amino acids. The record is from RefSeq and is a predicted model, not a curated record. The transcript has 3 exons. Lineage: Eukaryota; Fungi; Ascomycota; Dothideomycetes; Mycosphaerellales; Mycosphaerellaceae.